CCAUGGGCAACGCGUCACGAGGCGAGGAGGCGGGAAAACACUUCGAGCUGGCGCUGCGCUACAAGGCGGGUGGAAACACGGACGCCUGUUUGGAGCAGUGUAACAGGGCGAUUCUGCUGGAUCCGGCCAUGUUUGUGUUCAAACAGCUGAGAGGCAGUGUCUACGUGGAGAAGGGAGAUCACCAAAAGGCUCUUGCAGACCUUUGCGCCAUUCCAAAACAAGCGAGGACAAAGGAUGUUUGGAAAUAUGGAGGACAGAUAUUUGAAAAACUGAAUCUCCCGGUGAUGGCCGAGUUCUGGUUCCGGAAAGCUACGAAACUAAGCGAACCAGGCGACGACGAAGCAGCCUUCGCGUUUCAGCGCAUUCGCGUCCACCGACUAUACGACCCACUGACGGCCGACUUCCCGGUCGAGGUGGACUUCCGGCAGUUCGGCAGGGCCAUAUUCGCCACCGAAGACAUCCACAAGUCUGAACUGUGCUUCUCCGACAACGCCGCCGUUGUAUCGGAAAUAUUCGUGAAGCGCGAGGUCAAGGUCAAAGGGUGUCACCACUGUGUUAUGUCGAUGCUUACCGCAGAGCAGUAUUUCGGCAAGGACUUGGAAGAGAUGGAGGAAGGGUUGAAAACCUUUGUCAACGAUCACUGGCCGCGUGUCGAUCCCGUUACCUGCAAGAGGUGCCACCGCGAGAUUUACUGCAGCGACGCCUGUCGGGACGAGGCGUGGGAAAUGUACCACCAGGUUAUCUGCCCCUCGCUAAGCCCCGAGAGAAGCAAGCUGUACGACAUUGCAGAUAAACAGGGCUAUUUCCAAGACAGCGAUGGUGAUUGGUCAGAGCCGUGGGACGGACACUACAGCUCUCUGGUGUUGGUACAGAUCUGGGCGGCCAUCGUGGUGCAGGUCAAGAAACUCAUGAAAGAGAAACAGUUAUCUUCUCCAACCACUGAAAUUUGGGCCGUAGCCAAGGCACCAUUUAGAAGGUUCAUCGCCUAUGGGAGCCUAGACGCCGCCAAGAGAAUGUCGUCCAUGGUGGACUUGUUCAAGAAGAUGUUUGCCGACUGCGGAGACGGCGUCAGUUACGACAUCACCAACGCUGAAUUCAACGGCAGAUACUACCAAGCGACGUGCAACCUGCAGUCGUUUGGGUCCUACGUCACCCCUUACCACCAGUUUCUCGACAGGCUUCCGGAAACAGAAGACAUCAGAGCAUUCAGACUGUUAAAAUACGUCAGUAAGCGUUGUCCGGACGCUCCAUUUGCAGGGUUAUUCCCAUUGCAGUGCUGCUUGAAUCACUCCUGCGAUAACAACGUGGAGGUCAGUGACGGCAGAGGGCCCAACGGUCGUCCCGGAGUCCGGGUCACCGCCAAGCGGGACAUCAAGAAAGGGGAAGAACUCUUCACGACAUACAUAGACACGACGAUGCCCAGGCGCUUGAGACGUGCCUGGUUGUACAAAUCGUUUAACUUCUGGUGUCAAUGCCAGCGUUGUCAGUUUGAGGGCGACGAUUCGUCGUCGUGCACAAACUGCGGCGCUAAGGCAGACGAAGGUAGAAGAUUCCCGGGCUGUGGGAAGUGCCACAAGGCGUGGUACUGUUCCGUGGCUUGUCAAAAGAAAGCAUGGAAGCUGAGUCACAAAGCCAUCUGCACCCAGCCUCAUUCUGAGAUCUUGAACGAAGUGGGUGUGAAUUAAGGGGUGCAGAAGACUGUUUAUAAAAUGUGUUUUAGAUGCAGACUUUGUCUUCUCUUAAUGCCAGGCACGAAAUUUGAAUUCAGGAGAGCGAGCGCUCGCAAACAAUUUGACUGAUUUCCAUUUUCUCCUAUCCCAUCGCAUUCAGUUAAUUUUGGUCCUCCUGAGCUCGCCUCUGACAUUUCAGAAUUGAUUGCAGACGACCAACGCUCUAUGGCCGGUAUAUAAAAUGGGCUAUAUCUCGAGUGUCCUCUAGUCCUGCUCUGUUUAUAUAUAAAUAUAAAGUCCGUUAAGUGUUACAAACGGUCAACUUCGAAAUUUGAGACGACUAAAGGGCUUUAAGUAAAAUAAAUGCCUAAAAUACACACAAU
This is a messenger RNA of Gigantopelta aegis, 2053 nucleotides long. Its product is annotated as SET and MYND domain-containing protein 5-like. The record is from RefSeq and is a predicted model, not a curated record. Gene Ontology annotation, molecular function: protein binding. The transcript has 3 exons. Bases 3 to 1685 code for a protein of 560 amino acids. NCBI's taxonomy places the organism in Eukaryota, Metazoa, Mollusca, Gastropoda, Neomphalida, Peltospiridae.